This is a messenger RNA of Pogonomyrmex barbatus (red harvester ant), 906 nucleotides long. Its product is annotated as BOS complex subunit TMEM147. The record is from RefSeq and is a predicted model, not a curated record. Lineage: Eukaryota; Metazoa; Arthropoda; Insecta; Hymenoptera; Formicidae.
AGAAUUAUAGAAAUCGGAUCCGUAAUGGUGUGUCACGAUGAUCGUAAUUUCGUUAUUUUUUAGAUAAUACCUCAAAUUGACUGAAUAUCAGUGAAAAAUGACACUGUAUCAUUUUGGAAAUUGUUUGGCAUUGGUAUACGUGCCAUAUUACCUGACUUAUAAAUAUUCUGGCCUAUCAGAAUACGGUGCAUUUUGGAAAUGUAUUCAAGCCGGUGGUAUUUAUAUUUUCACGCAACUCGUAAAAAUGCUGGCUCUUGCCACAUUUUUUCCAACUGCUGACAAUAUGGGAGAAGAGGGUUUUGAUGUCUUUGGUGAAUUCUUAAAAUCAUCCAUUGAUCUAGCAGACUUGGUUGGAAUUCUCUUAGUUCUAAACAGUAUACCUGGUAAGGGCCAUGCCAAAGUAUUAACUGCUGGUAUAGGAUGGGCAGGAGCAGAAGUUCUGCUUACAAGAUUCUUGUUGCUUUGGGUUGGAGCUCGUGGUGCUGAAUUUGAUUGGAAAUACAUUCAAAAAAGUCUUGAGUCAAAUAUUAACUUGGUACAACACAUAACAACUGCAACAUUGGUUUGGUUAUGGUCUAGACAUGAUUUACAACGUGGUUUAGUUCCUAUAGUAAUCAGUAUGCUUGUACUUACAGUGUACAGACCUCUCAUGUUAGAUUUUCUUUCAUCUAUUUUAUUAGCUGGUCCAUGGUCAACACUUAUUAUUAAGGCCAUUACUACCUUUUUUAUAGGUGCAACAACGUUGCAUAUUUAUGCAGGUCUGGCGCAUUCAAUUGGAAUAUUCUAAAUAACAUAAGAAUUUAUACAUUACAGAAUUUAUUCAAUGAUAUACAGUUGUAUUAAAUAAUGCUUUCUAUUUUCUAAUAAUAUAAAUGUACAUUACAUAAUAAAUGCGUUAUGUAUUUA